AUGGACACGAAACCAGCCCUCUUGCAGCCUGCUGGCACCUCCCAGACCCUGCGGUCGUCCCUGGAAUCGAUGAAGCGCCGACUAAGUGAGAUCGCUCGUGCUGCCGAACCCCUUGCCGCCAUACGCGAAGAGAUCGAGGAGCGCGUUGAGAAGGCCCAAGACCUCUUACGUGAGGUGCAGCUACGAGUCGAGGAGGGUCGUGUGUCGGUCUUGGUGACUGGCACUAUGAACGCUGGCAAGAGCUCAUUAAUCGACGCACUGAUGGUGUGCCCGAUCGGAGACCAAGCUACGACCGCCAGUAUUCUGACAAUUGAACGUAGCUCUAGCGACUACUUUGAGCUACUAUUACUCAAUCCCGGCGGGCCCCAGCAGGAUCAAGAAACCAUCCUGAGAACCAAGUCGGCAGCUGUAGUGAGUUCCAAGCUAAAAGAGCUGAAUGCAGCCGCACGAGGGGGAGGAGACAAUCAAGCGCCGGAGGCCGACUUCGAGCUGAGACUUCGAGUGCCCGAACAUGUCAUGGCUCACGCAGGUCAGACCGCUCUGGAGAUAGUCGACUCGCCUGGCUCGAACGAAGCUCUGUCGCCUCGUAUCAACGAAAAGUGGGCGGAAGCCAUCGCGCACAGCGACAUCGUGGUGUUGGUGGUCGCCUACUCUCAGCUCGAGACCAAGGACGUCGCGGACUUCUGGACGAGGUACGCCCGAGAAUUACCAAGCCAGGCGUCAUCGCGCAACCUCCUCGUGUUCGUGAACAAGUACGACCAGGCCGAUUCAAGCAACGAAUUCGCCGAAGAGGGCGAGAAAACUGACGCUAUUCGUCGCCGGUGUGCGCAACUCGUGCAGGAUUCGACUGAUGGCAAGGUCAAUUUGCUGGUAGAUCAAGUAUUUGUGGGGUCAGCGCGAGACGCUUUGCUGUCCCAGCUCGCGACGAGCAUCGACGUCGAACUUCCAAACGAAGUCUUUCAACAAGAGUAUGGAGAGAUUAGCGCGUUGACAGGUCGAGUCUUCGGGAGACGACGAGAACCUCCGCCGGCUUCUGCAAGAGCGUUGAAACAACUGGUGAACUGGCACGACGUUCUUGACGAUAGCAGAAUGGACGCGUUUGUAUCUUGCUUCGGAGCCAAGGCUCGUUCUGCGGAGGUCGCGCACGUGUACAAGCUCGUCGCUGCUGUUGAUGCGGCCGCUUUGGCGAUACGAGCAUCGAAUUCUACUCAAGUUUACCACUUUCAACAGGAGAUAACCAAGCUGCGGGCUGAAGAGGAGGAGCUAUCUUCGAUGGAGAAGAGGGUCGAGGAUUAUUUUACUGCCGGCGUCGAGCCUGACGAUACCGUGGCAGAAGAUGAAAGCCGGCGAUUACUUGUGGAGUGGGUCUCAGAGACGGACGAUGCCGUAGUGGACGCACUCGACUCAGUGUCGAGCCAAAUGCCGCUUUUACUCAAUGCCACGGAUAAGGAGCUUCCCGUACGCACAAUAGCGCGUUUUGAACAGUCUGCACGGGAAGCGAUACGCCUAAGCGCAGAGAGUUACAAGCCCAGCAUCGUUGGAAUGACUGAGGCCCGAUGGCUAGGAGUUGGUAGCUGCAACGACGACGUCCUGCGGUUGCUUGCAGGUACGAAAGGAUCAUUUUCAAUGGAGGUGGGUCGAUCUCCAGUUGCCACGGCAUCCACGAUUGAUGCAACGCUGACGGAGCUGACCGAAUUCAUGAUGAACGCUGCCCGGGUUGACAUGGAGGAAGCUACAGCGCAACUGAUGCCCACAGCACGCACGGAAUACGACUCUGGCGCCAUGUACAGAUCGGAAAUCGACUUCGCUCGCCCCCUUAACAGACGUCGCCUCAAUGGUGACUUCUACCACGACAGUGACAGUGGUCAUAUCAAGCUGGGGCCUGCAGCGAACCCCUUUAUGGCAACAUUCCAAGUUGACGGACGAUUUAAAGGCCACACUUUCGUGCUAGAGCUGAGUCACCUCGCUAGUGACGGCGGGCCAGCGAGUCGAGCUCCCGUGACGGUGCUCGUCAAUGGCCACGUGGUCCGCGAGAACUUUUGCCCACGCGCCGAGCACGGAAGCCAGGACGACCAUAUCGGACUCUGGGACUACGUGCUCGAUCGGUGGCACCUCGACCCGUUGAUGGUGCAGAGCGGAGAGAAUCAUGUGCAGAUUCGGUACUGCGAGGGAGGCACCACCCUCUAUUGGCUUCGCAGUAUCUGCUUGCAGUGCGAAGUGCCACCAAGCUCAACCACGGUGAUCGACACGUCAAACGUCAAGGAUUUGGUGCAAACCUCCAUUCUUUCGCGUCUUCGAGAAGGUCUUGACACAGGAGAAGGGGUGUUGACCCGCGCGCAGCACGAGUUAUCGUCGCCACGCUCACCGCUUGAGGCGAUUCGGAGUCACUACAACCGCGCGCUCAUUGCUGUCAAGGAAGACAAAAGUCAAAGCUGGAAAAUCAACAGCGAGCGCUUGCAACGGUUCUAUCGUCCUGCGAGGAGCUAUCUACAACCUGCCAGGCACUAG
Phytophthora sojae is the source of this 2508-nucleotide messenger RNA. RefSeq lists its product as hypothetical. The record is from RefSeq and is a predicted model, not a curated record. NCBI's taxonomy places the organism in Eukaryota, Oomycota, Peronosporomycetes, Peronosporales, Peronosporaceae. Bases 1 to 2508 code for a protein of 835 amino acids. The transcript has a single exon. Gene Ontology annotation, molecular function: GTPase activity.